Messenger RNA from Hydractinia symbiolongicarpus, 2440 nucleotides. RefSeq lists its product as uncharacterized. The record is from RefSeq and is a predicted model, not a curated record. NCBI's taxonomy places the organism in Eukaryota, Metazoa, Cnidaria, Hydrozoa, Anthoathecata, Hydractiniidae. The coding region runs from base 310 to 873 and encodes 187 amino acids. The transcript has 3 exons.
AACGCAUAUCCAGUCACAAUUUUACCUUUUACAUUUUAUUUCGUCACCGUGUGCGUUUUCUGGUCCUCACUGAACGCACACAUCACGCGACUGCCAUGUCACCAUCAUGCCAACUUUUCGAUCAAACUACUAAAUUCAUAUUUCAAUGGCAGUAUUGGAAAAUCCAUCGAUUCCAUAUCAUUAUUAGACUGCUACAAACACUGCGUGGGUGCAAGCUCAUGUAAGUUUGUGAACUACCACACGAGUCGAAAACAUUGUGAAUUGGUGUUUUUGCAAUCAGGAGGUGAUAUUCACGCUGCAGAUGAAUGGAUGUUCAGCUCAACAGAUCUUUCUCAGAACCAAAAUAAAGGUCCUCUGUGCAGAAGUACAGAACCUUGCACGGCAACAGAAAAAUGCGAAGAUACUUGUACCGGUCAAGGAUAUAAGUGCAUCCAGCUGGUAAACGUGAAUCUUCUCACAGCCACGAAUGCCUCUAACAUUCACGAAUGGUACGAUGACGCCCCCUCUUUUGCGGUUGACAUGACGACAGGACAAUCACUGGAGCAGUCAUGUGCGGCAUUUAUGAAUGCCACGGAUCAAUGGUUUUUGCUUGAUUUGGGGAAAAACGUUUCAAUAGAAUCUAUCAUACUACGCAAUCCUGAUCAAGAUGGGGUUGAAGAAAGAUUUACCGAUCUUAAUCUCUAUAUAGGAAAUAAUGGCGAUAAUCUUGAGCUGAACUCCCUCUGUGUAUCUGUCCAAAAUCACACUACAAAUUUAUACGGAGAAUACACUUGCUGGUAUGGCUCUGUUCUGAGUGGAAGAUAUAUUUCUGCGAAAAUUAGUGGAGCAAAGAAUUUUAAUUUUUGUAACAUUGAAGUGUUUAUAGCGAAGUAAUGUUUUCGUACAGCUUACUUUACUGACUUUUACAGGUAAAUAUUUUUUAAAUCAUCUAAAGCUUACCUUUUGCUAAAAAAAAAGGGCUCAUAUAAAAGAUCUUUGAAAGUAAGCUAAGAAUCCUUCUUUUUUUUUUUUGGGAAAAUUUUUUAUUGGUCUUCGAGAUAUUUGUCUUGAAAGUUUCACUAAUUAUUUGAAAUUAUGACGUCAUGAAAGGUGUUAUUAAGCAUAAGUAUAAUAACUAUUAUAAUUGUAUUAAAAUGUAUGUAAAAUGUUGAAAACGCCAAACCGACCAGCCAAAAAACAUUUUUAACCCAGUUUGUCUUGUCAAAACUAGUAAAUACAUAUCCAUGCGCCAUGACUUCAUGCAUAAUUAGCUUCUUACUCCAAAUUCUUAAAAAUCAAUCAAGAAUUUUAAACAAAAUGUACAAUUUCUUACACAAAUUCUCAAGCUCUUUCAUAUAACUAACUUGUUUUUUCGCGGGAGGUAACCUUUGAGGUUGGAGCGUUAAGACAAAAUUUUGAUGUAAAUUUAUAUGCUUUAGUUGACAAAGUAAAAGUAAUCCACUUUAAAUGUUUGAAUUUAAAACCGGAAUUUAAAAAUUUUGCAACAAUGAAAAACGCUUUAAUUCGGAGUAUAUUUUUGCGACAUAUUUCGCAAAACUUCUUUAAAGAACAGCUGUAAUGCUUGAUGUAAUAUUUUCUGUUCAUGCUCAUGGAAUUCACUAUUGCAAUCGAUUUGCCGUACCAAAGGUUAUCCUGAAAAGGUGAAAGUUAAAGUAAUAUCCUUAAACAGUCAGAUUUCUAAAGCUGUAGAGGUUUUAUAAGAACACAGAAUCGUGACAUACUCUGACGACAUACAUAUAGCUAUUACCAAUAUCAGCAUUUCAUGUUCUCAUAACUUUGUAUUUAAAUUGUACCUGACAUUUCCUCUAAAUGACGAAGAGGAGAUUAUUGCGCCAUAUAUUAUAUGAAGUUAGAAAAAAUGUCAGUCUUUUUUGACGAAACUUUUCUCGCUCUCUUGGCUAUUGGACUGUGCCUAUAUCACCUAAACCUUGAAUUAGGCUUAGACGUAGAGUAAAAUUUGCUUAAAAACUGCUCAAAAGAAGAAAAAAAAGGUUAUCUAAAACUCUGCCAGAGUUUGCUUACAACCAUUUGCUGUAAAGUCUUAUCCAUCACUCAAUAACUCACUACUUUCUCGAAUUAAAAUCAGGAAAAAGGAUCUGCUCUACAAAUGAGUUUAAACAAAGGAACACGAGAGAAAGUUACACAAUAUUAAAUCAAUGUAAUCCGGUAAUGAAUUUCCAAACCUCGCAGAGUAUAUAGCUGAGAUCAAAGGUCUAUUUAUUAACAGAGUUGACCAAAAACAAGCUGAACGAAAUCUAGUGAUUAAUCACGUCACCAAACACAUUUAGAAAUGGCGUGACGUGCCAGUUAAUUAUUUUUCUUUUUACUUUGUUUGAUCCCUUAGGACCAUUAUGCUAUUCAUUUUAUAUAUACCUACUAAAUAAUUGUAACUUGGUAACAUUUUAUAUGCACUGACGAUGGUUUUAUACCGAAAUUUUAA